CCUGAUGUUAGCUAGGUCGAAUGGAGGAACGAAAUUGCCAGACCAGAUAGUGAUUUUUCUCUGAAUCCUAUUACAAAAAAGUACAUCAAUGCUCAAAGGCCCAAGGUUCACAAUCCAAACCAUCACAGGAGGUACCACCAGAUCUAAAUGGUCUUACACAGUGGUUUCCCCCUCCUCUGGAAGUUUUAAAGUCAAUCUUGAUGGAGCGAUUUCCAAUUCCAUUAAGGAAUCAGAAGCUGAAGUGGUGAUGCGGGAUUGCUAUGGGAAGUUUGUGUAAACUCCAGCCGGAACAUGUGGAGGCAUUGGCAGCUUCUGUAGCUUUGGAUUUUCGGUUAGAAUCUGGUUCAACCAAGGUGAUACCGGAAAAAGACUCAAAGGGAGCUUAGUUUGAUCGCUCAAUCAAUGAUGAAAGGAUUUAAGGUCGCAGUAACGUUAGGACUAUUUCUCUGUGCAAUUUCAUCUGCUGUUCAUGGGGUGUCAGUAUCCUGUAUGAUGGCAUAUGAUGAAGGUGGUGUCCCUGCUGUUUUUCAAUCUCCAGAGUGCCUGAAGUGGCUUCUACUUGUUGAGGCUCAUCAAAAUCAGACUGAUAAUUGUCAGUUUGCCACACUUCAAGGGCAUAGGGAAUAUCAAGAGGACUUCGUUACAUGCAAUCUUGAUAUGAAGAUACCUAUUCCAGGUAAAUAUGGGCCUGAGAAGGUUACAGUAGGUCUGGCAGCAGUAUUUGAUGGUCAUGGUGGCAAGGAAGCAAGUGAGAUGGCUUCAAAAAGUCUUCUGGAUUAUUUUUUCCUCCAUGUUUUAUUCAACACAUACAAGCAAACAUUGCCCUACAAGGAAGAACAUGAUAUGGUUUCUCAAGGUCAUAGUGAUGAACCAGCACACCAUGUUUUAAAUCUAAGUUCUCAGGAAGCACUCCCAGUAGUUGACAAUGAAUCACUACAUUGCAUUUUGAAGGAAGCAUUGUUAAGGACAAUCAAUGAUAUUGACUCAAAAUUUUCAAAGGAAGCUUUCAGCAAUCACUAUGUUUCAGGAUCUACUGCUACUGUUGUUCUUUUGUUAGAUGGUCAAAUUUUAGUUGCCUUUGUUGGUGAUUCAAAAGCACUCUUAUGCUCGGAAAAUAUUCAGUCUCGUUUGGAUGCGGAAGGUACUUCAGUAACGGAACUUUAUGCUCAGGAACUAACAAGAGAUCAUCAUCCAGAUAGAGCUGAUGAAAGGGCCCGUAUAGAAGCAGCUGGUGGUUUUAUUCAGAAGCGUGGUGUGCCUCGUGUCAAUGGUAUAUUGGCCUUGUCCAGAUCUAUUGGUGAUGUUUACUUUAAAAGGUACGGUCUUAUUGCUGUACCUGAAGUGCUAGGUUGGCUAUCCUUGACAACCAGUGACAUCUAUCUGGUGAUUGCAUCCGAUGGGAUAUUCGAGAGCUUAACCCCACAGGAUGUUUGUAGUAUCUUAGGUAAUGCACGCACCCAAGGAAACGAGAUGGCGAAGAACUCGUCUUCAUGUUCUGCCUCGUCAUCGUUGGCUGACUGCGUUGUCAGUGCUGCACUUACGGAAGGCAGCACGGAUAAUUUGUCAGCUAUUGUGGUUCCAUUGAGACCGGCUGGUUCCUCCCAAGAAUAUUUAGACGAGUUGUGACAUGGAGCGCAAUCAGUUCUUUAGCUUUAGCACUGCAAUUACGAAGCUUAUAUCUCGUUCUCUCCGAAAAUCAUUUGUAACGAGGGCGUCAGCUCAACCGCAUGUGUGUGGCAACAUAUGAAUUUGAAGACCCAAAGUGCCUAACAUUCUAGAACCGGAAGUACAGGUAUGUAUUGCUUGAAUUAUGAGCACAACCAAAUCAGGAGCAACUCUAAAAGGCUAGCUAAAAUUUCUUUUUUAGCUAUUUUAUAUAGCUUCUUCUUAAAAUAUGGAUCUAACAG
Ilex paraguariensis (yerba mate) is the source of this 1907-nucleotide messenger RNA. The record is from the annotation of a GenBank genome assembly. NCBI's taxonomy places the organism in Eukaryota, Viridiplantae, Streptophyta, Magnoliopsida, Aquifoliales, Aquifoliaceae.